AUGGCCACCCCCUUCGUGGUCUCCUACGACCCCGCUGCGCCCUCCGACGGCCUCUCUCUGCAGCAGAUUGCCUACUUUGGCCGUGUGCUGAUCAAGGCCUCAGACGUCGCUCAGACUGAGGCUUUCAUCCGUCAAAACUUCCGUCUUCUCGAUAUCUACGUCGAUGCAACCAGCAUUUCCUCGACCGGAGACCUCGUCGACAUCCUCAACACCGGCGCAGCCAAAAUCUUCAUCUCCCUCGGGCAAUUGACCGCGCUCUCCGAUGAACAAUCCGUUCCCUCCUCCAGACUCGUCGUAUACACUUCAUCUGAUGCCGAGGUGGAAACAUUCCAGAAAUGGGUGGUCAAACACAUUGAGCGUGAAGAGGCAGGCUUGUGCACGACUUCGUCUGCUGUCCACCACCUCUCUGUCAAGAUGGGACUGAACCCGGAGGCCCAGCUUCUUUACCGUACCUACUCUAGCGACGUGACAGAGGAGGCUAUCAAGGAUACAAUGAAGCAAGGGGGUGUCAGUAUUGUGCCUUCGUCCGCGUUGGCUGUCAGCCGUGAGGAGUCGACUGGCAAGAUCCAGGCUGGCUCUCUUAUCGCGACCCGUGGUGUUAAGGACCAGAGCAAUGGUCUUUAUGCCACCACUGUCACCGAUGAGAGGGGUACGUGUCUCGGAUUUGUGUGGAGCAGUGAUGAGAGUAUCGCCGAGGCCCUCCGUACUGGUACUGGUGUCUACCAGAGCCGCAAGCGGGGCUUGUGGUAUAAGGGCCAAUCUAGUGGAGAUGUGCAAGAAUUAAUCCGUGUUGGAUUUGACUGCGAUAGCGACUGCUUGGUCUUUAUUGUUAAGCAAAUUGGACGUGGCUUCUGCCACCUUGGUACUGCUAGCUGUUUUGGGCCUUAUACUGGUUUAUCGCGUCUUCAGAAGACGCUCCAGGCCCGCAAAGCCGAUGCCCCUGCUGGAUCGUACACUGCCCGACUCUUCAACGAGCCCAAGCUCACACAAGCCAAGAUCAUGGAAGAAGCCGACGAAUUGUGCCGUGCCGACACCAAGGAGGAAAUUGCCUUCGAGGCUGCCGACCUCCUCUACUUUGCCCUCACUAGAUGUGUUGCUGCCGGUGUUAGCCUCGAGGACGUGGAAAGGAACCUUGACCUGAAGAGCUUGAAGGUGAAGAGAAGAAAGGGUGACGCAAAGGGUCCUUGGGCCGAGAAGGCUGGGCUUGCACCUGCUCCCGAAGCCAAGUCUGCUCCUGUACCAGAACAACCCAAGACAGAUACCUCUCGGAUUGAGAUGACCCGUGUUGUUACCGCUACAACCUCAGUGGAGAAGGUCGACGAAUACCUCCAGCGGCCAUCCCAGAAGUCCAACGAUGAGAUUGUUGGCCUCGUCAAGCCCAUAAUCCAGGACAUCCGCGAGAAUGGCGAUGCCGGAGUGUUGAAAUACACCCACAAGUUUGAGAAGGCAACAUCCCUGACCUCGCCUGUUAUCAAGGCGCCUUUCCCAGCCGAGCUCAUGAAGCUAUCUCCCGAGAUCCAGGAAGCAAUUGAUGUCAGCAUUGCCAACAUUUCCAAGUUCCACGCCGCCCAAAAGGGCAGCAACGAUGCUCUGAAGAUGGAGACUAUGCCUGGUGUGGUCUGCUCUCGCUUCUCGCGCGCUAUUGAGCGUGUUGGUCUGUACAUUCCUGGUGGAACUGCUGUUCUACCCUCUACUGCGAUGAUGCUGGGUGCUCCCGCCAUGGUCGCUGGUUGCAAGAAGAUCGUAUUCGCCUCUCCUCCCCGUGCUGAUGGCAGCAUCACUCCUGAGAUUGUCUACGUCGCCCACAAGGUUGGAGCCGAGAGCAUUGUUCUUGCUGGAGGCGCCCAGGCAGUUGCCGCUAUGGCGUACGGUACUGAGAGUGUUAGUAAGGUGGACAAGAUCCUUGGACCUGGCAAUCAGUUCGUCACUGCAGCCAAGAUGUUCGUCUCGAAUGAUACCUCUGCCGGUGUCAGCAUCGAUAUGCCUGCUGGACCUAGUGAAAUCCUUGUCAUUGCAGACAAGGCCGCCAACCCUGCAUUCGUCGCCUCAGACCUUCUCAGCCAGGCUGAACACGGUGUUGAUUCCCAGGUUAUCCUCAUUGCCAUCGACCUUAACGAGAAGGAACUGCUGGCUAUCGAGGACGAGGUGGACCGCCAGGCGAGAGCCCUUCCUCGCAUGGACAUUGUCAAGGGAGCUCUUGACCACUCUGUGACAUUCGUAGUGAAGGAUAUCGACGAGGCAAUGACGCUCAGCAACAAGUAUGCCCCAGAGCAUCUCCUUCUGCAGAUCCAAAACGCCGAGGCCGUGGUCGAGAAGGUCCAGAACGCUGGUAGUGUCUUUAUCGGCCAAUGGACCCCCGAGAGUGUCGGUGACUACUCUGCUGGUGUCAACCACUCACUGCCAACCUACGGUUACGCCAAGCAGUACUCAGGUGUCAACCUCGGCUCGUUCCUCAAGCACAUCACCAGCUCGAACCUCACUGCUGAGGGUCUUCUCGGCUUGUCCAAGACGGUGGAAACGCUUGCUGCUGUCGAGGGGCUGGAUGCGCACAAGCGGGCUGUGAGCAUCCGCGUUGCGGCGAUGAAGCAGUAA
Messenger RNA from Aspergillus puulaauensis, 2592 nucleotides. It is a transcript of the gene HIS4, whose product is annotated as histidine biosynthesis protein HIS4. Gene Ontology annotation, biological process: L-histidine biosynthetic process. Gene Ontology annotation, cellular component: cytoplasm. The coding region runs from base 1 to 2592 and encodes 863 amino acids. The transcript is spliced from 3 exons. The record is from RefSeq and is a predicted model, not a curated record. Lineage: Eukaryota; Fungi; Ascomycota; Eurotiomycetes; Eurotiales; Aspergillaceae. Gene Ontology annotation, molecular function: phosphoribosyl-AMP cyclohydrolase activity; NAD binding; metal ion binding.